This is a messenger RNA of Pneumocystis carinii B80, 3140 nucleotides long. RefSeq lists its product as hypothetical. The record is from RefSeq and is a predicted model, not a curated record. Gene Ontology annotation, molecular function: phosphatidylinositol-4,5-bisphosphate 5-phosphatase activity; phosphatidylinositol-3,5-bisphosphate 5-phosphatase activity. The coding region runs from base 42 to 3095 and encodes 1017 amino acids. Gene Ontology annotation, cellular component: membrane; cytoplasm. The transcript is spliced from 21 exons. Gene Ontology annotation, biological process: phosphatidylinositol dephosphorylation. NCBI's taxonomy places the organism in Eukaryota, Fungi, Ascomycota, Pneumocystomycetes, Pneumocystales, Pneumocystaceae.
AUUCAAACUUAAUAAACAUUUGUAUUUAAAAAAAACAAUCAAUGAAAUGCUUUAGGAGGAAUUCGCCGAGUUCUAUUGCCUUGAAAGUUGGAUCAGAUGCAUUAGUUUUUCAAACAUGCGAGAAAUCAUUAGAGUCACAAACAUGUAUAGCAAAAUUUUGUAAAUGGGAUGAUAUAGAUUAUUCUGAAUAUUUUUUGGCUACAUCAAAAGUUAUUUAUGGUUGUAUGGGGUUAAUAAGUAUAGAGAAUAAUGUUUUUAUAUGUCUUAUUACUGGUUAUUCGCAAAUUGCUUCAGUUCGUGCAACAGAAACGAUUAAUCGUAUUCAUGAUGUUGAGUUUCUAUCUUUAGGUUCCUCAUGGGACAAUUUUUCCCGUAAUAUUAACGAAAAUAACUCUGAAUCUAACAUUGGCGAAUUAUUUGAUAGUUUUUCCAAACAAAAUGAACCUGAGCAUCCUUGCGAGUGCAUUCGUAAGCUUUUGCUAAAUGGUUCGUUUUAUUUUUCGUCAAAUUUUGAUCUUACAAGAAGAAUUCAAGAUAGAGUUGAAUCUGAUUUCUGUAUUGAUAAGUUCGAUAAUCAGUUUUUAUGGAAUAGUUAUAUGAUUUCUGAAUUAUUUAUUUUUAGAUCACGUUUGGUAGAAUCUGAAAAAUAUGCUUUUGAUAAAGCAGGAUUUCUGGUGUACGUAAUUCGUGGAUUUGUUGGUACUGUUAUAUGUAAAAUUGGAUCUUUAAUAUCUUCCUUAACCCUAAUAUCUAGAUUAAGUUGUAAAAAAGCAGGAACCCGUUUUAAUUCUCGUGGAAUUGAUGAUGAUGGAAAUGUUGCAAAUUUUGUAGAAACAGAGAUAUUAUUGACAGUAAAUAAUUUCUGUUUUAGUUUUUGUCAAAUACGUGGAAGUGUACCAGUUUUUUGGGAGCAAGAAGGUAUUCAAGUUUUUGGACAAAAGGUUGAGGUAACUAGGCCAUUUGAGGCAACUCAAUCUUCUUUCGAAAAACACUUUGAGUCUCUUAUUAGCAAAUAUGGCUAUGUUCAUAUAGUUAAUUUAUUGUCUCAUAAUGGAGGGGAAAAGCUUUUGCUCAAUUCUUAUCGACAACAUAUUGAUUCUCUUAAAGGAAAUUUAUUUCACUUGAUAUGUUGUAGUGAAUUUGAUUUCCAUGCUGAAGUGAAAAAUGGAGGUUAUGAUCAGGCUUCUAAAAUUUUGUAUUACGUUGAUGAUAAUAUUAAAAACUUUUCAUAUUAUCUUGAAGAUAUGGGGGAAAAGGGGAUCAUAUUUCAACAGGGUGGAAUUUUUAGAACUAAUUGUCUUGAUUGUCUUGAUCGUACGAAUCUUGUUCAAGCACUUAUUUCGAAAUAUUCUGUUAUGUUAUUUUUAAAAUAUUUAGAAAUUUGUCCUGAAAUUUUUCCAUGGUCUGAACAUUCAACUAUAUGGGCUGAUAAUGGAGAUGCACUUUCAAGAAUAUACACAGGAACAGGUGCUCUUAAGAGUGGUUUUACAAGAAGAGGAAAAAUGAGUAUUGUUGGGGUGCUAGAAGAUGCAACAAAAUCUGUUAGUAGAAUGUACGUUAAUAAUUUUCAAGAUAAAGGACGUCAAUUAAAUAUAGAUUUACUUUUGGGAAGAUUAGUAAAUCAAAAAACUGUUUAUAUUUAUGAUCCCAUUAAUGAGUUUGUAACAAUGGAGUUAGAGAAAAGGGUCAAUGAAUUUUCAACCAUAAAAAAUAUAUCUAUUUUUGUUGGUACAUUUAAUUUAAAUGGAAAAAAAAGAACUGAUGAUCUUUCUUUAUGGCUUUUUCCUAAUGGACGAAAAUAUAAGUCAGAUUUGGUUGUUAUAGGGUUUCAAGAAAUUAUAGAGUUGACUCCACAACAGAUAAUUUCUGUAGACCCUUAUAGCAGGAAAAUUUGGGAGUCCGAUUUAUAUGAAAUUCUUAAUAGAGAUAAGAAUGAAUAUGUGCUUUUGCGUUCAGCACAGCUUGUUGGCUCGGUAUUGAUGAUAUUUGUUAAAGAGUCUUCUGUUCCAUAUAUAAAAAAUCUUGAAAGUGCUGUUAAAAAGACAGGUUUAAAAGGAAUGUCAGGUAAUAAAGGAGCUGUAGCAAUUCGUAUGGAUUAUGGGAAUACUCAAAUUUGUUUUGUAACUGCUCAUUUUGCUUCUGGAAGGUUCAAUUAUGAUGAAAGAAAUCGUGAUUAUUUUACUAUUAUAAAUGGACUAAAUUUUCGUCGUGGUCGAGCAAUUACAGAUCAUGAUAUUAUUAUUUGGCUUGGCGAUUUUAAUUAUAGAAUUAAUAUGAAUAUUGAAGAAGUUAAAGAGUAUAUAAAGAUUAAUGAUUUUGGAAAGCUUUAUGAAAAUGAUCAACUUAACCUACAAAUGAACUCUGGUUCUGUUUUUCCAUAUUAUUCCGAGUCACAAAUAACUUUUCCUCCAACGUAUAAAUUUGAUAAUGGAACAAACAAUUAUAGUACCUCCGAGAAACAAAGAACACCAUCAUGGACUGAUCGUAUACUUUAUAAAGGCUCUAAUCUACGUCAACUAUCUUAUAAUUCCUCACCAUUGACAUUUUCUGAUCAUAAACCAGUGUAUGCUCAUUUUGAGGCCUCUAUCACAAUUAUAGACCAAGAAUUUAAAGAAAAACUUAGAAAAGAUAUAUAUAAUUUUAGGAAAUUAAAGACUGAAGAAUCUAAUAAUAAUGGUAUUAUACGAGAUUUUAUUGAUUUAGAAGAUAAGCAUUAUUUAAGUAAUAGAAAGGAUUCAUUACCUUCAAAUAUAGAUAUUGGUAAAUUGUCUUUAGAGAACAGUAUACCCGUAGAAGUUAGUACUUCAACACAUAGAACAGAUUCAAGCUCUAGUUUUAGGAAUUUUUCGAGUUCUUAUGAUACUGUGAAGUUAGGUAGUAUUGAAAAUAAUACGAAAGAAUCACUACCCAUAAUAUCGAAUGCAAAGUUUCAUGCUAUUGAAAAGCCUAAAUUGCCUCCAAGACCUCGAAUUUCAGAAGCUUCAUCCAUGAAUGAAUCACGGCCAUUAUAUGAAACUUUUGCUGCCGAACUUGCAGAGAAGUUUUCAAAGAUGUCUGAAAAUCAAUCAAAUGUAGAGUCUUUCAAUUCCUCAUGAAUCUUUGAGUGUACGUUUUCAACAAAAAAAAAGUGAAAAAAGCAA